Molecule: messenger RNA, 1546 nt
Organism: Coregonus sp. 'balchen'
Lineage: Eukaryota; Metazoa; Chordata; Actinopteri; Salmoniformes; Salmonidae
Source: the annotation of a GenBank genome assembly
AUGCGUACGGUGGGCGAUGACUGCGGGCUGCAGCCGGUCACCGUGGCGAUGGCGUUUGUGUACUUUGAGAAGCUGGUCCUCCAGGGGCGACUCAACAAACACAACAGGAAGUUGGUGUCCGCCGCCUGCGUGCUCCUCGCCGCUAAGAUCAGCAGCGACCUCAAGAAGCAGGACGUCAUGCAGCUCAUAGAUGUAUGUAUAGUAUUACUAUCCCCUUUAUGUGUAUAUGGUGUUUUUAUUGUGGAAUCUUUGUUUUGUUUAUGAUGGCUGGUUCUUGGACCAACAUUAACCCUACUCCUUGACUAAACUAAGAAUCUCCAUUCAGGGUGCUUUUUAAUCCCAAGAAUAGGCCUAUUCUGGGAAACAUUUUCCAUUUGAGAAUAGUCAUGUUGCUCCUUUGUAUAGGGUUUCCUUUGUUACCUGAGGCUGUUGCCCUCUGACCCCCAUGGCCUCUCUGACCCCCAUGGCCCUCUGACCCCCAUGGCCCUCUGACCCCCAUGGCCCUCUGACCCCCAUGGCCCUCUGACCCCCAUGGCCCUCUGACCCCCAUGGCCUCGCUGACCCCCAUGGCCUUCUGACCCCCAUGGCCCUCUGACCCCCAUGGCCCUCUGACCCCCAUGGCCUCUCUGACCCCCAUGGCCCUCUGACCCCCAUGGCCCUCUGACCCCCAUGGCCUCGCUGACCCCCAUGGCCCUCUGACCCCCAUGGCCUCGCUGACCCCCAUGGCCCUCUGACCCCCAUGGCCCUCUGACCCCCAUGGCCUCUCUGACCCCCAUGGCCCUCUGACCCCCAUGGCCUCUCUGACCCCCAUGGCCCUCUGACCCCCAUGGCCCUCUGACCCCCAUGGCCUUCUGACCCCCAUGGCCCUCUGACCUAUGUGGCUCUGGCCAAAAGUAGUGCACUGUGUACUAGGGAAUAGGGUACCAUGUUGGAUGUGACCUAGCUCUUUUUUAAUAGCCCUUAACCUCAUCCACUUUUUUUCUCUCUCUCUCUCUCUCUCUCUCUCUCUCUCUCUCUCUCUCUCUCUCUCUCUCUCUCUCUCUCUCUCUCUCUCUCUCUCUCUCUCUCUCUCUCUCUCUCUCUCUCUCUCUCUCUCUCCUCUCUCCCUUCUCGCUCCUCUCUUCUUCCUCCUCUCCCUCCUCUCUCCCUUCUCGCUCCUCUCUCUUCUCUCUCUUCCGGGCGGCAGGUAGCUUAGUGGUUAAGAGCGUUGUGCCAGUAACCGAAAGGUCGCUGGUUCUAAUCCCCGAGCCGACUAGGUGAAAAAUCUGUCGAUGUGCCCUGGAUAAGAGCGUCUGCUAAAUGACUAAAAUGUAAAUGUUCUCUCUCUCUCUCUCUCCUCUCUCCCUCGUCUCUCUCCCUCCUAUCCUCUCUCUCUCUUCUCUCUCUUCUGCUACACCUGCUGCAGAAACUGGAGGAGCGUUUCCGUAUCAGUCGGCGAGAGUUGAUCCCGUUUGAGUUCACCAUCCUGGUUGCCCUGGAGAUGGCUCUGUACCUGCCUGAGAGCACCAUCAUGCCACACUACCGACGCCUGGUACAGCAGAACUAG